UUUUACAAUUUAUAAUUUUAGGAAUUUCAUCCUAUUAAAUAUUUCUAAUUACCUUAAACAAUUUGUUAAAUAUUUUUUGAUAUUGAUAUUAAAGUGAAGUGAAUGAUACGUAUUUAUUUGGAAAUAAAUUUAAUGAAUUCAAUUUCGAAUAAAAUGACCGCGCCACCUGCUCGGGGAUGUCGGUAAAGCAGAUUGUUAAUUCGUGUGCGGUCGGUAAAACAGCGCAGCACCCCCCGCGGCGCUCCGCCCCGCCCGACGCUCGGCUGCCAGUGCCAUCGAGCGAGACGGGCCGUGCGUACAUUCCGUGACACGUACGAUGCGCGACGUUACGCGACUGUUAUGAGACGAACGCUAUAUUCAUUACAAUCAGUGAAAUAAUGUAAAACAUUACAAAAACAAACGCGUCGAAGUCACGGCGUCGUCUACCUGUGCCUCCCAAGUGUCCGGUGCCGGCCGGCGACGCGAGCGCGACAACGCUUCCAAAAAAAAAAAAAGAAACUCGAAAUCUCGAUGUCAAUGCGCGCGAGUACUGUAUGUUGGUGUAGUGUAGUUUAAAAUAGUUAAAUGUAUAAACGGCGUGCAAUGUUCGUAUGAGGAAGAAAGGAUCGCGGAACAUUGUAAGUGUUGGUGUUUUUUGUUAGAAUGCGGGGUCACCCUGUCCCGCUCUGCUCGGAGGCUUGCUAGCGUGGGGCUUCGAUACCGAGAUGUCGGUGGGGCUGCAGCGGCGCGUGCCGGCGCUGGACGAGGCGGGCGGCGCGGCGUGGAAGGCCGCCGAGCCGCCGUUCCCCGCGUUCGCGCCGCCCGCCGGCUCGCCCGCCGCGCCCGCGUUCGCCGCGUCGCCCGCGCCCGCCUACGCCGCCGCCGGCCCCUUCGGCAGCCCCAGCGCGCGGCCCGGCUCGGGUGGCGGCUUCGCGCCCGCGCCGCCGCACUUCCCCGCCGGCUUCGCGCCGCCCGGCUCGCCCUUCCACCCGCACCACCCGCCGCUGCCGCCGCACCCGCACAUGAUGGCGCCGCUGCCGCCGCCGGUGGACAGGAGGCAUGCCCCCUACUUCGGGCAACCAGACUAUAGGGUAUAUGAACUCAACAAAAGGUUGCAGCAGAGGACAGAGGACUCUGACAACCUGUGGUGGGACGCGUUCGCGACGGAGUUCUUCGAGGACGACGCCACGCUCACGCUCACCUUCUGCCUGGAGGACGGACCCAAGCGAUAUACAAUAGGAAGGACGCUAAUACCGCGGUACUUCCGCAGUAUAUACGAGGGCGGCGUCUCAGAGUUAUACUACACGAUGAGGCAGCCCAAAGAGUCCUUUCACAAUACGAGCAUCACGCUCGACUGUGACCACUGCACUAUGGUCACGCACCACGGGAAACCUAUGUUCACAAAAGUAUGUACAGAAGGUCGCCUAAUCCUAGAAUUCACAUUCGACGACUUAAUGCGGAUCAAGUCUUGGCAUAUGGCGGUGCGCGCGCACCGGGAGCUCAUACCGCGGCAAGCGGUGCACCCGCCCGACCACGCGGCGCUCGACCAGCUGGCCAAGAACAUCACCCGACAGGGUAUCACCAACUCCACGCUCAACUAUCUGAGGUUGUGCGUGAUACUAGAACCAAUGCAGGAGCUGAUGUCGCGGCACAAGGCGUACGCGCUGUCGCCGCGCGACUGCCUCAAGACCACGCUCUUCCAGAAGUGGCAGCGCAUGGUCGCGCCCCCCGAGUCGCAGCGGCCGGCCAGCAAGCGGCGCAAGCGCAAGGGCAGCGCGGGCGCCAACGCCGCGCCGCCCGCGCCCGCCAAGAAGCGCUCCCCCGGACCUAACUUUAGCCUCGCCUCACAGGACGUGAUGGUGGUGGGCGAGCCGUCGCUGAUGGGCGGCGAGUUCGGCGACGAGGACGAGCGGCUCAUCACGCGGCUGGAGAACACGCAGUACGAGGGCGACGGCGUGGAGUGGAGCAACCCGCCGCCCGCCUCGCCCGCCAAGACGCCGCCGGGCACGCACUGACCGCGCCCGCACCCUCAUAUAGGCCUCAAGGAUUACAUUAUACGGUGUUUUUGUUA
Molecule: messenger RNA, 2050 nt
Organism: Bicyclus anynana (squinting bush brown)
Lineage: Eukaryota; Metazoa; Arthropoda; Insecta; Lepidoptera; Nymphalidae
Gene: Chi
Product: LIM domain-binding protein 2
Exons: 9
Coding region: 705-1994 (429 amino acids)
Biological process (GO): nervous system development; negative regulation of transcription by RNA polymerase II; positive regulation of transcription by RNA polymerase II
Cellular component (GO): nucleus; transcription regulator complex
Molecular function (GO): LIM domain binding
Source: RefSeq, a predicted model, not a curated record